Asterias rubens (European starfish) is the source of this 2811-nucleotide messenger RNA. RefSeq lists its product as uncharacterized. The record is from RefSeq and is a predicted model, not a curated record. The coding region runs from base 1 to 2811 and encodes 936 amino acids. NCBI's taxonomy places the organism in Eukaryota, Metazoa, Echinodermata, Asteroidea, Forcipulatida, Asteriidae. The transcript is spliced from 13 exons.
AUGAUAAUAGCUGCUGCUAGUCAACUACAAGAAGACUUGGAACGAUUAAAAAACUGGGGUCAGACUUGGACAGUUGAAUUUGAGCCUACCGAGAGUCAGUGUCUCACUGUGUCCAACAUGAAGGACAUCCAAAAUCAUUCACCUAUCAUGUUCCAAUGCCAGGUUGUCAGCUUCUUGAGCUUCUCGCAAACUGGAAUGGAAGAAACGUCUAAAGAAUAUCACUCGCACUGCUGGUCAGCGUACUUCAAUGCUGCAGAGAUUGGGUCCAUAAUCCUUGAAUUGACUGACAGUAAGAUGAUUGUUCAUCAUUUUGGACCUCCUCCUGAUGGUUAUACUCCUGGUCAACACUGGGUCACACAAGUCAUGAAACAGGUACCAAAACGGAAUCGAUGUCAGUCUACUAAAAAAGACUGUCAGGCUUUGUUUGAUGCUGGGUACAAAGAAAGUGGUAUCUACACUAUCCAUCCCUUCCAGAAUGACGACGGAAUGAAGGUGUUUUGUGAAAUGACGAAUCAAACAGGCUGGAUUGUUGUCCAGCGGCGCUAUGAUGGAUCAGUAAAUUUCAACCGCACUUGGGCAGAAUAUAUGAAUGGCUUCGGUUCUUUGGAUGGUGAGCUAUGGCUUGGCAAUGAGAUUCUACAUAAACUAACUGAUGCUGGAGGGAACUGGACAAUCCGUCUGGUCCUAACCAAUGAAGAAAACACAACGGGUCAAUUGCUUGAGACACAGUUUCACGUCGGACGUGUCGAUUACACCAUGUUUUUGGAGCACUCCAAGAUACAACCAACUGUUGUUGGAUAUUGUAGACACAAACUGGGAAUGGAAGACGGGAGUAUUACUGAUGAUAGGAUCACGGCAUCCAGUUAUAACAAUUUAUACUAUCCGCCAAGAAAUGCACGACUGAACCUGAAAAGUUGUUGGUUCCCAGCCGAUGAAGAACUCGAUGAUUCAUGGCUUCAAAUAUACAUGGGUGCAGAGACUUGGCAAAUCGAGGGUGUCAUCACACAGGGCUUUUAUGGUAAUGAUUUCUAUACGACCCAAUACCAGGUACAAUACAGCACUGAUGGCACUGCAUGGCUGUAUGUUAAAGGAGCCUCUAAUCCACAGACAUUCAAAGGCAACUCUGAUAGCAACACUCAAAUUACCAAUAUGUUCCAGCAACCUUUUCAAGCACGGUACAUCCGCUUCAGACCAACAGCCUGGGAAACAUACCCAGCCCUACGUGUUGAACUCCUCGGCUGCAGAGUUAAUAAAGUCUGUCACCAGAAGCUUGGAAUGGAAGACGGUACCAUUCCUGAUGAAAGCAUAACGACAUCGUCUACUGACUACCUGGAAUGCACAGAUCACCCUAAAGGAAGGCUAGAGGUGUUCGGUGGCUGGUGUCCCAAAUUGAACGACCUAAACAGUGCAUGGUUCCAAGUGGAUCUAAAGCUCCCGGUACUGAUUCAAGGUGUUGUUACACAGGGUAGAUACGACAACGAGUUGUACUGGGUUACAGAGUUCAUCGUAUCUUACGGUGACGACGAGCAAGACAUGCGCUUCAUAGGAGGGACAAAUGAGGGCAGUGCACAGAAAUUCACUGGAAAUACAGAUAGAGAUACAAAAGUAACUAACACGUUCAAUGAGAAAGUAAGAGCGCGCCACAUUCGCAUCACACCAACUGGGUAUCGUGAUCGUCCAGGACUGCGCAUUGAAAUAAUUGGAUGCAAUGAACGCUGGUAUUGUUUGGAUCGUCUUGGAAUGGGAGAUGGCAGCAUUCCAGACUUCAGAAUCACAGCAUCAAGUACACAGCAGAGGGAAGAUGGUAACUGUCAACCAAGCAAUGCACGACUGACUCAAUCAGCAAACAACAAUACUAUUGGCUGGUGCCCUGAUCCCAAUGACAACAAACCAUGGUUACAAAUUGAUAUGGGAUUUAAAGUCAUAAUGGAGGGAGUUAUGAUGCUGCAAGGAUCUGAUCAGGGAACCAGUGUAGAAAUGAAUUACGGGUACCAGCUAGAAUACAGUGAUGGCCAGAGCACUUGGGUUACUAUGAGCUCAGGCCAGAUUUUAAGAAGAAAGAACAAAGCAGACUUGGUAGCUACAAGUAUGUUCCAUCCACCAAUCACUGCUCGUUAUAUUCGCAUCAUACCAAACCAGACUGAUGGCUCUUCAUGGAUACGUGUUGAACUACUUGGAUUACGCUGGGUAUGUGGACAACGCCUUAAUAUUAAGAGAGCCCUCAGCACUCCCUACGAACCACUGAGGACUUCGAUUGACGUACUGCUAGUAACUUUAGUUGAGGGAGUCAUAGCAGAAGGGGCAAAUGAACCGUCAUUUCAGGUAGAAUACAGUCUCGACGGCACUACCUGGGUCUACGUUAGCCACAGGGGAGCACCUGAAGGAGAACCUCAGACGUUCCGUGGUAACAUUUAUGGGCUAUCCGCACCGUUAACGAGCAUGUUUGAGCAGCCAGUCAGAGCACGCUUCAUCCGUGUAACAGAAGUUGAUUAUAAAGUUGUGAGAGUUUCAAUUAUAGGAUGCAGAAAUAAUAUUCUUGAGACUGCCAACAAUCAAGCCUUCAGCAUUCACCAUCACACAGAAAAUAACCGAGACGAAACAAACUGCCCGGGUCUGAAUAGUGAAGGAGGAUGGUGGUUUAAUAGAUGCUCUGGUUUACCUGGUGUAGAUAAUAACCUUAAUGCUGAAUAUGUCCAACCUGGUGAUUCUGUGGGUCCAUACAAACGAGUCAUUAGAGCUACUGAAUGGAAUGGGUCUCGUAUUGCAAAGACUGAAAUAAAAAUACGCCGUCAAUCUCCACCUCGUGGUUAA